UGUCAGUUGUCAUAUUGUAUUUACGUUGUGUGAACGUUUUCGAAGCAUUUUUAUAUUUAAUUUAAGUUUAGAUAUAUGAAACGACAUCGUAAAUGUAAAGAACAGUAAUUAAAAGUUACAAUGUCUUUACCUCCCUAUUUGUUGGGGCCCAAUCCUUGGGCCACGAUGAUGGCCCAACAACAUCUAGCAGCGGCUCAUGCUCAGGCCCAGGCAGCCGCUGCUCAAGCUCAUGCCCAUGCUUUACAACAACAAAUGCCACCACCUCAUCCUAAGCCGGAUAUUAUAACUGAAGAUAAAUUGCAAGAAAAAGCUCUAAAAUGGCAUCAAUUACAAUCUAAAAGAUUCGCUGAUAAGAGAAAGUUGGGAUUCGUGGAAGCUCAAAAGGAGGACAUGCCUCCAGAACAUAUUAGAAAAAUUAUAAGAGACCAUGGUGAUAUGAGUAGCCGUAAAUAUAGACAUGAUAAAAGGGUUUAUUUAGGAGCUCUCAAAUAUAUGCCUCAUGCUGUGAUGAAACUUCUUGAAAACAUGCCUAUGCCGUGGGAGCAGAUAAGAGAUGUUAAAGUAUUGUACCAUAUUACAGGUGCUAUUACUUUUGUGAAUGAAAUUCCUUGGGUUUGUGAACCUAUUUACAUUGCUCAAUGGGGCACCAUGUGGAUAAUGAUGAGAAGAGAAAAGAGAGACAGAAGACACUUUAAGAGAAUGCGUUUUCCACCAUUUGAUGAUGAGGAACCUCCUUUAGAUUACGCAGAUAACGUUUUAGAUGUAGAACCUUUAGAAGCUAUCCAGAUUGAGCUGGACGCUGAUGAAGAUUCUGCUAUAGCAAAAUGGUUUUAUGACCACAAGCCGCUAGUUGGAACCAAAUAUGUAAAUGGGCUAACAUAUAGAAAAUGGAAUCUUUCUUUACCCAUCAUGGCUACCCUAUACCGUUUGGCUAAUCAGCUAUUGACAGAUCUGGUAGAUGAUAACUAUUUUUAUCUUUUUGACACAAAAAGUUUCUUUACUGCCAAAGCUCUUAAUAUGGCAAUUCCAGGAGGACCCAAAUUUGAACCACUCAUAAAAGAUAUGAAUCCUGCGGAUGAAGAUUGGAACGAAUUUAAUGAUAUCAAUAAAAUUAUAAUAAGACAACCAAUUAGAACAGAAUAUAGAAUUGCAUUUCCAUAUUUGUACAAUAAUAUGCCACAUUUUGUUCACUUGUCAUGGUACCACGCACCAAAUGUUGUAUACAUCAAGACAGAAGAUCCGGAUUUACCGGCCUUUUACUUCGAUCCAUUGAUUAAUCCCAUAUCUCACAGGCAUGCCGUCAAAAGUCUGGAACCUCUACCAGAUGACGACGAAGAAUAUAUUUUGCCAGAGUUUGUACAACCAUUCUUGCAGGAAACACCGUUGUAUACAGAUAACACAGCUAAUGGAAUUUCUUUAUUGUGGGCACCCAGACCGUUUAAUAUGAGAUCAGGUCGCUGUAGAAGAGCAAUUGACGUCCCUCUAGUAAAACCCUGGUAUAUGGAACAUUGUCCACCAGGCCAACCUGUAAAAGUUAGAGUCAGUUACCAAAAAUUACUAAAGUAUUACGUAUUGAACGCUCUCAAACACAGGCCUCCUAAGGCGCAGAAGAAGAGAUACUUGUUCAGAUCGUUCAAGUCUACCAAAUUCUUCCAAACAACUACUUUGGACUGGGUCGAAGCCGGACUACAAGUUUGCAGGCAAGGUUAUAACAUGUUGAAUCUAUUGAUUCAUCGAAAGAACUUGAAUUACCUGCAUUUGGACUACAACUUUAACUUGAAACCAGUUAAGACCUUGACAACGAAGGAAAGAAAGAAGUCUCGUUUUGGAAAUGCUUUCCAUUUGUGCAGAGAGAUAUUAAGAUUAACAAAACUGAUUAUUGACUCCCACGUUCAAUAUCGUUUGAACAAUGUUGAUGCUUUUCAAUUGGCAGAUGGUUUGCAGUAUAUAUUUGCCCACGUUGGACAAUUGACUGGAAUGUACAGAUACAAAUACAAACUUAUGAGACAAAUUAGGAUGUGCAAGGACUUGAAGCAUCUCAUCUAUUACAGAUUUAACACUGGACCGGUGGGCAAAGGACCGGGUUGCGGUUUUUGGGCGCCUGGAUGGAGAGUCUGGUUGUUCUUUAUGAGGGGCAUUACACCUCUUUUGGAAAGGUGGUUGGGAAACCUUCUGUCACGUCAAUUCGAAGGAAGACACUCGAAAGGAGUUGCAAAAACUGUCACAAAACAAAGGGUUGAGUCUCACUUUGAUCUUGAACUUAGAGCUUCGGUUAUGCACGAUAUUGUCGACAUGAUGCCUGAAGGUAUAAAGCAGAACAAGGCAAGAACUAUACUUCAACAUUUAUCAGAAGCCUGGAGAUGUUGGAAAGCUAAUAUUCCUUGGAAAGUACCAGGUCUGCCGAUACCUAUCGAAAACAUGAUUCUUCGAUACGUAAAGAUGAAGGCUGAUUGGUGGACAAAUACGGCCCAUUACAAUCGCGAGAGGAUCCGUAGAGGAGCAACUGUCGAUAAAACAGUUUGCAAGAAAAAUCUUGGACGGCUUACUAGAUUAUAUCUAAAAGCCGAACAAGAAAGACAGCAUAACUAUUUGAAGGACGGUCCGUACAUUUCACCAGAAGAAGCUGUUGCCAUUUACACCACCACUGUCCAUUGGUUGGAAUCGAGAAGGUUUGCACCGAUACCUUUCCCACCUCUGUCAUACAAACACGACACCAAGCUGCUUAUUUUGGCAUUAGAAAGAUUAAAAGAAGCUUACAGUGUAAAAUCGCGUCUGAAUCAGAGUCAAAGAGAAGAAUUGGGUCUAAUUGAGCAGGCUUAUGAUAAUCCUCACGAAGCUCUAUCGAGGAUAAAACGUCAUCUUUUAACACAAAGAGCUUUCAAAGAGGUAGGGAUAGAGUUCAUGGAUUUGUACAGUCAUUUGAUACCUGUGUAUGAUGUAGAACCGCUAGAAAAAAUAACUGAUGCGUACUUAGAUCAAUAUCUUUGGUAUGAAGCUGACAAACGACGACUAUUUCCUCCGUGGAUCAAACCAGCUGAUACGGAACCUCCUCCAUUACUUGUUUAUAAAUGGUGCCAAGGCAUUAACAAUUUACAAGAUGUGUGGGAUGUGAAUGAAGGGGAGUGUAACGUGUUACUGGAAUCUAAGUUUGAAAAACUAUAUGAAAAGAUCGAUUUGACUCUACUUAACAGACUUCUCCGAUUGAUAGUGGACCACAACAUAGCUGAUUACAUGACCGCUAAGAAUAACGUCGUUAUAAACUACAAAGAUAUGAAUCACACCAACAGUUACGGAAUUAUUCGAGGAUUGCAGUUUGCCUCGUUCAUUACUCAGUAUUAUGGUCUGGUUUUGGAUCUGCUGGUAUUGGGUCUGCAGAGAGCCAGUGAAAUGGCUGGGCCACCUCAAAUGCCUAACGAUUUCUUGACGUUCCAAGAUGUUCAAUCCGAAACGUGCCAUCCUAUUCGGCUUUACUGCAGAUAUGUGGACAGAAUUCAUAUGUUUUUCAGAUUUUCUGCAGAAGAAGCCAAAGAUUUGAUCCAAAGAUACCUAACAGAACAUCCAGAUCCUAAUAAUGAAAACAUUGUCGGUUACAAUAAUAAAAAAUGCUGGCCCAGAGAUGCAAGAAUGCGUCUAAUGAAGCACGAUGUUAAUUUGGGAAGAGCAGUAUUUUGGGACAUUAAAAACAGAUUGCCGAGAUCUGUUACAACUAUUCAAUGGGAGAACAGCUUUGUUAGCGUGUACUCUAAGGAUAAUCCCAAUCUGUUGUUUAAUAUGUCUGGAUUUGAAUGUAGAAUACUACCAAAGUGCCGUACGCAACACGAAGAAUUCACCCAUAGGGACGGAGUAUGGAACCUUCAACAUGAAGGAAGUAAAGAAAGAACGGCUCAAUGUUUCUUGCGAGUAGACGAUGAAUCCAUGAGUCGAUUUCAUAAUAGAGUUCGACAGAUUCUUAUGGCUUCAGGUUCAACUACAUUUACGAAGAUUGUAAAUAAAUGGAACACAGCUCUAAUAGGAUUGAUGACAUAUUUCCGAGAAGCCGUGGUAAACACCCAGGAACUACUAGAUUUACUCGUAAAGUGUGAAAAUAAAAUACAAACUCGUAUCAAAAUCGGUCUUAAUUCAAAAAUGCCUAGCAGAUUCCCUCCAGUCGUAUUUUACACCCCCAAAGAAUUGGGUGGAUUGGGUAUGUUAUCCAUGGGCCACGUGUUGAUCCCCCAGUCAGACUUGAGAUGGUCUAAGCAGACGGAUGUAGGAAUCACUCACUUCAGAUCUGGUAUAAGUCACGAUGAAGAUCAGUUGAUUCCUAAUUUGUACAGAUAUAUCCAACCGUGGGAAUCUGAGUUUAUAGAUUCGCAGAGAGUGUGGGCUGAGUAUGCUCUGAAAAGGCAAGAAGCGAACGCUCAGAAUAGAAGGCUGACUUUGGAAGACUUGGAAGAUUCUUGGGAUAGAGGUAUACCUAGGAUCAAUACGCUUUUCCAGAAAGAUAGGCAUACUUUGGCGUACGACAAGGGAUGGAGAAUUAGGACAGAAUUCAAACAGUACCAAGUACUAAAACAAAAUCCGUUCUGGUGGACGCAUCAAAGACACGACGGCAAAUUAUGGAACUUGAACAACUACCGAACUGACAUGAUCCAAGCUCUUGGAGGUGUAGAAGGUAUUCUCGAGCACACAUUAUUCAAAGGAACUUAUUUCCCAACAUGGGAAGGUCUCUUCUGGGAAAAAGCUUCUGGUUUUGAGGAGUCAAUGAAAUAUAAGAAACUAACCAAUGCCCAAAGAUCUGGUUUGAACCAGAUUCCAAAUCGUCGUUUUACCUUAUGGUGGUCACCUACAAUAAACAGAGCUAACGUAUAUGUUGGUUUCCAAGUACAAUUGGAUUUAACUGGUAUUUUCAUGCAUGGUAAAAUACCCACCUUGAAAAUUUCCCUCAUUCAGAUUUUCAGAGCUCACUUGUGGCAAAAAGUCCAUGAAUCGAUAGUUAUGGAUUUGUGUCAGGUAUUUGAUCAAGAAUUGGACGCAUUAGAAAUUGAAACUGUCCAAAAAGAAACUAUCCAUCCUAGAAAAUCAUACAAGAUGAACUCAUCUUGUGCGGACAUUUUACUGUUUUCGGCAUAUAAAUGGAAUGUAUCCCGACCGUCAUUAUUAGCAGACACAAAGGACACAAUGGAUAAUACAACGACUCAGAAAUACUGGAUCGAUGUUCAACUUAGAUGGGGUGAUUACGACUCCCACGAUGUGGAGAGAUAUGCUAGAGCCAAAUUUUUAGAUUAUACAACUGAUAAUAUGUCUAUAUAUCCAUCUCCGACUGGAGUUCUUAUUGCCAUUGAUUUGGCAUACAAUCUGCAUAGCGCUUAUGGCAACUGGUUCCCAGGUUGCAAACCAUUGAUCCAACAAGCUAUGGCAAAAAUCAUGAAGGCCAACCCAGCUCUCUAUGUACUUCGAGAACGCAUACGAAAGGCUCUACAAUUGUAUUCCAGUGAACCUACCGAACCCUACCUUUCGAGUCAGAAUUAUGGUGAACUGUUCUCGAACCAAAUCAUUUGGUUCGUCGACGAUACUAACGUAUACAGAGUAACGAUUCAUAAGACGUUCGAAGGCAAUUUGACUACGAAACCUAUCAAUGGAGCUAUAUUUAUUUUUAACCCAAGGACUGGGCAGUUGUUCUUGAAAAUUAUUCAUACCUCAGUAUGGGCAGGACAGAAGCGUUUAGGACAGUUGGCAAAAUGGAAAACCGCUGAAGAAGUGGCAGCUCUUAUCCGUUCGCUACCAGUUGAAGAACAACCGAAACAAAUUAUUGUAACAAGGAAAGGAAUGUUGGAUCCUCUUGAAGUACAUUUACUAGACUUCCCUAAUAUUGUCAUCAAAGGAUCCGAACUGCAACUACCCUUCCAAGCUUGUUUGAAAAUUGAAAAGUUUGGGGAUCUUAUUCUUAAAGCUACAGAGCCUCAGAUGGUUCUUUUCAACUUGUACGAUGAUUGGUUGAAGACUAUUUCUUCAUAUACGGCAUUUUCAAGACUGAUUUUAAUAUUAAGAGCCUUGCACGUUAACACUGAAAGAACCAAAGUAAUAUUAAAACCGGAUAAGACUACCAUCACGGAACUUCAUCACAUUUGGCCAACUUUAUCAGACGAUGAAUGGAUUAAAGUUGAAGUACAGCUUAAGGAUCUAAUUCUAGCGGAUUAUGGAAAGAAGAACAACGUAAAUGUUGCAUCUCUAACCCAAUCAGAAAUUCGUGAUAUCAUCUUGGGUAUGGAAAUCAGCGCUCCAUCGGCCCAGAGACAGCAAAUCGCAGAAAUUGAAAAGCAGACUAAAGAGCAGUCUCAGCUUACUGCGACGACUACCAAAACAGUCAACAAACACGGAGACGAAAUUAUUACCAGCACUACCAGUAAUUACGAAACGCAAACGUUUAGUUCGAAAACCGAAUGGAGAGUUAGAGCUAUUUCUGCUACUAAUUUACAUUUGAGAACCAACCACAUCUAUGUCAGUUCUGAUGAUAUCAAGGAAACUGGCUAUACUUAUAUUUUACCGAAGAAUGUCCUGAAGAAGUUUGUAACGAUUUCAGAUUUGAGAGCACAGAUAUGCGCGUUUCUUUAUGGAGUCAGCCCACCCGAUAAUCCACAAGUAAAAGAACUCAGAUGUUUAGUUCUGGCACCGCAAUGGGGUACUCAUCAAACUGUACACGUUCCUAACACACCGCCCAAUCAUCCGUUCCUUAAAGAUAUGGAACCACUCGGAUGGAUUCACACUCAACCCAACGAAUUACCCCAACUUUCACCCCAGGACAUUACCAACCAUGCCAAACUUAUGUCAGAUAAUACUACUUGGGACGGUGAAAAGACUAUUAUUAUUACCUGUUCGUUUACACCUGGGUCAUGUUCGUUGACAGCUUACAAAUUGACGCCUUCUGGAUUUGAAUGGGGAAGGCAAAAUACGGACAAAGGCAAUAAUCCCAAAGGAUAUCUACCCAGUCAUUAUGAAAAAGUACAAAUGUUGUUAUCAGACAGGUUCUUAGGAUUCUUUAUGGUUCCAGCCCAAGGAUCGUGGAACUAUAACUUUAUGGGUGUCAGGCAUGACCCCAGUAUGAAAUAUGAAUUACAAUUAGCAAAUCCAAAAGAAUUCUACCACGAGGUUCACAGACCUGCACAUUUCCUCAACUUCUCCGCCUUAGAAGAUGGCGAUGGAGCAGGAGCAGAUAGAGAAGAUGCUUUUGCUUAGAUUAGUUUAUAGAUUAUAAAAUAAUUGAUUGUAUUAUUCGAACAUAUAUACCUCAUGGAUGUUGUUGAUAUAGAAUAAUAUACCCUAUUCCACGAACAUACGACUGUUGUGGAUUAUCUCGACAACGAAUAUUUUACUGUGCAAAUUAUGAAGAACGAAAAUAAAUUGCAACAUACAUUGUUGUUUAUUAGAACAAUUAUUAGAGCCAUUUACUUUCGCACUUCUUAUGUUGCACACUAAAAUAUUCGUUGUCGCGAUAAUCCAAGACAGUCGUAUAUUCGUGGAAUAGCCCAUAGUUAUCUUGCUUUUAAUUAUCAUUUUUCUUGUAUCAAUAAAGUGUAUAACAGUCUAAAUGCAUCGUCUAGGACAGAUAUGGGACAAUAGAAAAACCUUAAACAAUAUUUUGACAGCAUAAGCAUUGUUCUGAAGCUGUUUUGCACAUUUUAAAGUGGUGACGUGUAUUUCUGAUAUGCUUUCGUGGGAUGAGUUUAAAUACAGAACCCUAGCAGCACUUAUUCUCUGAAAAAUUCAAGAAAAUCUCACCCAACAUCCUUUUAAGUUUAAUUUUUUAAACUAAAAAGGGGUGGUUCCCUGGGUUGGCUGUAUACCAUAUAGUUAAAAAUCUAACAUGAAGUAAAAACCACUUUAUAAUAGGUAUAUUUAAUAAAAUUUUUAAAAUUCCAAUGGAUUGAAUAAAAUAGGUUCAUUUGGAACGUUUUCGGACCUAUCAGUCCAUCAUCAGUGAAUUCAUAUAUACUUGCUAACUAGCCCCCGAACCAAGCAAUGGUUGUACUUAUAAUUCAAUCUACAUUAUAGUGUUGUAAAAUUGGAAAGGCUAAACGCCGAUGUUAAAAGAAUACCGCCUGGAACAUGGUGAAACUCUAAACCACCUCGUUGGCCCAAGAUGGUUGUUGGGGUUCUCGUUUAGAGUUUUACCAUGUUCCCGGAGGUAUUCUUUUAACAUCGGCGUUUAGCCUUUCCAAUUUUACAACACUAUAAUGUAGAUUGAAUUAUCAGUACAACCAUUGCUUGGUUCUGGGGCUAGUUAGCAAGUAUAUAUGAAUUCACUGAUGAUGGACUGAUAGGUCCGAAAACGUUCUGAAUGAACCUAUUUUAUUCAAUCCAUUGGGAUUUUAAAAAUUUUAUUAAAUAUACCUAUUACAUAGAAGUGGUUUUUACUUCAUGUUAGAAUUUUUAAUUUUUUUAUGUUUGAGAGAAGACAAUAUUGUCACAUAUCACACAUUGUCCAAAACACGGUUUAGCUGAGCGUUCUUUACUUUCCUUAAUUAUAAUAGUUACCCAAAUUGUAUUUCCUUGGAUAAGUAAUAAUCAUUUAUGAGGUAUAUACGAUCAAUAGUAUUGAUUAUGUAAAUAAUUGGUUUAUAAUUUACACGUUUUAAUAUAAAUUUAGAGAAAAAUGAA
Molecule: messenger RNA, 8637 nt
Organism: Diabrotica virgifera virgifera (western corn rootworm)
Lineage: Eukaryota; Metazoa; Arthropoda; Insecta; Coleoptera; Chrysomelidae
Gene: Prp8
Product: pre-mRNA-processing-splicing factor 8
Exons: 25
Coding region: 121-7215 (2364 amino acids)
Biological process (GO): spliceosomal tri-snRNP complex assembly; mRNA splicing, via spliceosome
Cellular component (GO): catalytic step 2 spliceosome; U5 snRNP
Molecular function (GO): metallopeptidase activity; U1 snRNA binding; pre-mRNA intronic binding
Source: RefSeq, a predicted model, not a curated record